Molecule: messenger RNA, 1948 nt
Organism: Culicoides brevitarsis
Lineage: Eukaryota; Metazoa; Arthropoda; Insecta; Diptera; Ceratopogonidae
Product: protein disulfide-isomerase A3
Exons: 3
Coding region: 79-1545 (488 amino acids)
Biological process (GO): protein folding; response to endoplasmic reticulum stress
Cellular component (GO): endoplasmic reticulum
Molecular function (GO): protein disulfide isomerase activity
Source: RefSeq, a predicted model, not a curated record
CACGUCAUUCCAUCUCGUCCCCACAAUCGCCAACUCAUUCAAUUCAGAUACAGCUCCCGAAAUUAAAAGGAAAUCACAAUGCUGAGUAAGGCAUUCAUCGUAUUAGCAUUUGCGGCAUUCGCAUUUGCCGCAGAAGCCGACGUCAAGGAAUUGGGCGAUGAUACUUUCGACGCCGGUGUCAAUGAAGUUGAGACAACUCUCGUCAUGUUCUAUGCUCCCUGGUGCGGCCAUUGCAAACGCUUGAAGCCCGAAUACGCCAAAGCAGCUGAAUUAUUGAAAGAUGACGAUCCACCAAUUGCCUUGGCCAAGGUCGAUUGUACCGAAGCCGGUAAGAAAACUUGCGAACGUCACUCGGUCAGCGGAUACCCAACAUUGAAGAUCUUCAAGAAUGGCGAAGUGUCGCAAGAAUACAAUGGACCACGUGAAGCUGCCGGCAUCGUCAAGUACAUGCGUGCCCAAGUUGGACCAGCUAGCAAGGAAUUGACCUCCGUGCAAGCCUUGGAGACGUUCUUAAAGGUUAACGAAGCUGCCGUUGUUGGUUUCUUCGAAAAGGAUGGCGCCAUGAAAACUUUGUUCAACAAAUAUGCCGACAAAUUCCGCGAAAAGCUUCGUUUCGCUCACUCGAGUGCCGCUGCUGUCUUGGAAAAACAAGGAGAAAAAGAUGCCAUUGUCUUGUUCCGUGCUCCCCACUUGGCCAACAAAUUCGAAGAGGAUUUCGUCAAGUUCACCGGCAAAGAUAUGGAUGCCCUCACGCAAUUCGUUAAGGAUAACUUGCAUGGUUUGGUGGGACAUCGUACUCGUGAAUCGACGUCAGAGUUCAAAAAUCCCUUGGUUGUCGCUUAUUACUCUGUUGACUACACCAAAAACCCCAAAGGCACCAAUUACUGGCGUAAUCGCGUUUUGAAAGUCGCCAAAGACUGGGCUGGCAAAGUUAAUUUCGCCGUCAGCUCCAAAGAUGACUUCCAACAUGAGUUGAAUGAGUACGGAUAUGAUUACACUGGCGACAAACCCGUAAUUUUGGCUCGCGACGCUCAAGGACAAAAAUUCAUCAUGAAAGACGAAUUCAAUGUCGACAACUUGCAAGCAUUCGUUAACGAUUUAUACGAAGGUGCAUUGGAGCCAUACGUCAAAUCCGAGCCGGUGCCCACUAGCAAUGAUGGUCCCGUCAAAGUUGGUGUUGCCAAGAACUUCGACGAGUUGGUUAUGCAAAGCGACAAAGAUGUUUUGGUCGAAUUCUAUGCCCCGUGGUGCGGACACUGCAAGAAACUCGCUCCCGUUUUCGAUGAAGUCGGCGAGAAACUCAAGAACGAGAACGUAAUGUUGGUCAAAGUUGAUGCCACAGCCAACGAUGUGCCACCAUUGUUCGAGGUACGCGGCUUCCCGACACUUUUCUGGUUACCCAAGGGAUCGAAAGCGUCUCCCGUCAAAUACGAAGGUGGUCGCGAAGCUGAUGACUUCAUCAAGUACAUCGCCAAACACGCCACAAACGAACUCAAGGGCUACGACAGAUCCGGCAAAGCUAAGGAGAACAAGGAUGAAUUGUAAAUUUUGUGCGAAAUUACCUACUUCCCAAGUUUCCUCCUUGAUUAAUAUUUAAAAAAAAAGAAAAAUGUGAGAAAGACACCCACGCAACUUUAGAAUCUAAUUUUUUUAAACUAGAUAUGUGCUAAGGAAGACUACAAAUAGCGAUUAAUCUAGCGUUAAUUUUUUGUCAGCAUCUCUAUCGUCGCAAACAAUGAAGUAAUUUAGAACAAUUUAUUUUAAAAAUGUCAAUUCAAAUUUUCUUAAAUUGAGAUAAAAAAAAAAGUAUUCCAAAACAAUAAAAAAUGAAAUAUCAUAAAAACAAAAAUCUGAAUGGUCUCAAGGUCCAAUUUUUUAAAAUACACGUUUGUGCAUUUAAUUUUUUUUUUAAUUUUUAGCCUUUUUUUCUUUGAUGUAAUACUUUUUU